AAUCUGGAAAAAAGGGAGGGAGGAAGCGGACGGAGUCAUCCUUCCUAGCUUUCAAGAACAUGCUAGCGACGUGUGGUAUGAUUGAAUUUCCACAUUCUGGAAUUUUUUUCUCCUAGGCCGGUAGGAGAAGAACAGGAAGAAUCCAAUGUCGCCUUGAUAGAGCAGUUGGUAAUGAAGACUGGCAUCAAAUUUUUUCCCACACUGAUGUGGAGUAUCUUCUACGAUGGGGAUCUGAUCACAGGCCUGUAAUGGUUCGAAUAAAAUCAAAGGCAGGGCGAGGAAGAAGAGGUUUUAAAUUUGAUAGGAGGUGGUUUGGCAAAGAUGGCUUCAUCGACACGGUCAAGCAAGGAUGGGGACUGGAUGAUUCCAGCGAAUUCCCCCAACUGUACGAGAAAAUCAGAAACUGCCGUAAGGCUAUCUCUCGGUGGAAGAAAAGUAACCCGUCGAACAAUAAGAAGCUGAUAGAAGAGCUAAAACGUCGACUGGACCAGGUUCAAAAUGAUGACACCAUAUCAGAGGAGGAACUCAAGCUCAAGUGGAAACUAUGUGAAGCUUACCGUGAAGAAGAACUAUUUUGGAAACAGAAGAGUAGGGCUUUAUGGCUUACAGAAGGGGAUAGAAAUACAAAGUUUUUCCACGCAAAGACAAAGCAGCUUCGAACGCGUAAUCGUAUAACAAAGCUUCUUGAUUCGAUGGGAAAUUGGAUUGAAACUGAGGAAGGCAUAGAGCAUUUGGCGACAGAAUACUUCCACAACUUGUUCACAUCAUCCACGCCUGAAGAUUGUGAGGAAGCUUUCCGGUUUAUUACCGCGUCUGUCACCGAGGAUAUGAACACUCUAUUGACCAGAGCACCGUCAGAAGAAGAGAUUAAGGAAGCAGUUUUUGCGAUAAAUCCAGAGAAAGCACCAGGACCAGACGGAAUGACUAGUCUCUUCUAUCAAAAAUUUUGGAAAGUGAUCGGAAAAGAUAUUAUCAAGACGGUACAAGAUUUCUUUGCUUCUGGGGAGAUGGAUCCACGGCUUAAUGAGACCAACAUAUGCCUCAUCCCUAAAACGGAGAGGCCGCAGUCCAUGUCAGAGUUCCGUCCAAUCAGUCUAUGCAACGUCAGCUAUAAAAUCAUCUCCAAGGUCUUAUCUUCUCAAUUAAAAAAGGUGCUCCCGGAUUUGAUAACGGAAACACAAUCAGCCUUCGUGGCUCGACGUCUCAUUACAGAUAAUAUUCUAGUUGCACAGGAGAUGUUCCACGCUCUUCGCAUGAAUCCAAGUUGCCAGAGCAAAUAUGUUGCCAUCAAGACAGAUAUGAGCAAAGCGUAUGAUCGAGUUGAAUGGAGCUUCCUAGAAACACUCAUGGAAAAGAUGGGAUUUGAUAACCGAUGGAUACACUGGAUCAUGACAUGUAUUUCAUCGGUUUCGUACCAAGUUCUAAUUAAUGGAGAAGCAAAAGGACACAUUGUUCCCUCUCGCGGUCUACGGCAAGGCGAUCCCUUAUCUCCUUUCUUAUUCAUUCUCUGCACAGAGGUGUUGAUAUCUCAGAUUAAGCAUGCUGAAGCUGAAAAGAAGCUGUCCGGCAUCAAGAUUGCUCGAGCAUGCCCCUCGGUAUCACACCUUCUGUUUGCCGACGAUAGUCUAUUCUUCUGUAAAGCGGAACAUGAAGAAUGUCGCGAAUUAAUGCGACUCAUUGACGUCUACGGAAAAGCCUCAGGACAACAACUGAAUAAAUCAAAAUCUUCAGUUCUGUUCGGUUCUAAGGUGGUAGCGUCCAAAAAAUACGACCUGAAAAGGUCUCUUGCCAUUAAUCAAGAAGGUGGAAUGGGAAUGUAUCUUGGCCUACCGGAAAAGAUUUGUGGCUCUAAAAAGCAAGUCUUCAGCUUCGUCCAAGAAAGACUAAAUAAUAGAACCAACUCGUGGUCAGCGAAGCUCUUAUCUAAGGGAGGCAAGGAGGUCCAAAUCAAAUCGAUUGCCCAGGCGGUACCGUCAUAUGUGAUGUCUUGUUAUCUCCUACCACAAGGGAUCACCCAGAACUUAACUAGUGUGGUAUCCAGAUACUGGUGGAGCACCAAGCAGAACAACAGAGGCCGUCAUUGGAUACCCUGGGAUAAGAUUUGUCUCCCACUAGAAUGUGGCGGUUUGGGGUUCCGGAAUUUUCGAGAUUUUAAUCUCGCCCUACUGGCUAAGCAGAUGUGGCGGCUUCUAAAAUUCCCACACUCGCUCCUCGCUAGAGUGCUGAAGGGUAGAUACUAUAGACACUCUAACCCUAUGGCUGUUAGUACGGCACACAACCCAUCAUACGGAUGGAGAAGCAUCACCGCUGCGCGACCGUUACUGCAACAAGGCCUCCGUAAAAGGAUUGGCAAUGGGUACGACACAAAGGUCUGGGAAGAGCCAUGGAUACCGGGCACACCUGCACGACCUCCAGUGAGGAGAGGCAAUGUCUAUGACCCUGAGCUUAGAGUCCAUUACCUCAUCGAACAACAGUCCAAGACCUGGAAUGUCACUAUGCUGAACGAAUUUGUACGUACAGAUGAUGUUCAAAGAAUAUUAUCAUUACGUAUAAGCAAAACUGGACGUCAGGACUGUGUUAGCUGGGACUUCACGAAGUCAGGACUCUAUACCGUUAAGUCGGGAUAUGAAGUGGCUCACGAGAUGAGAACUCGACAACACUUCCCCGCAACCGUUGAACCUAGUACCGUAGGCCUCAAGAAAGCUAUGUGGAAGCUAAAAACACCACGAAAACUUAAACACUUCUUAUGGAGCUCAAUCUCAGGCUUCAUUGCGACGGCGGAGCAGCUGAAGUUUUGCCAUUGCACCCAGGAGAGCUCCUGUGUACGGUGUGGAUCAGUGACAGAGUCGAUUAAUCACACUCUCUUCGAAUGCCCACCAGCCCUCCAAAGCUGGGCUCUGUCACCUAUUGCAACAUCUCCGGGGUAUUUCCCGAGUAAUUCUAUCUAUGCAAACUUUGAUUACCUGCUAUUCAGAGCAAAAUCGCUAGGUGUGCUUUCGCAACAGAUGGAAGCCUUUCCAUGGAUCAUGUGGUAUAUAUGGAAGGCAAGAAACGAAAAAGUUUUCAAUAAUAAAGAUAUCUCUCCUCUGGAUACGAUACAACUUGCGAUAAAGGAAGCUGAGAGCUGGCGGAUAGCCCAGAUUGCUGCGGAGAUCGUCGAAAUUGGGGAAGAGAACCUGCCAUCAGUGGAUAAUAGAUCCCAGCAAGUGUCAGUAACAGAAAGAGUGGCUGCUUCAGAGAGGUGGAAAUGUCAAGUAGAUGCCUCAUGGAUCGAUGAUAAGGAAGCAACGGGACUUGGGUUCUCGUUACUAGAUGAAAACCGCCCUAUUUUGUUUGGCGCUAGAGGUGAUAUCAGCUCGGCCUCUCCCCUCCACGCGGAAGCGGAAGGAAUAAUUUGGGCUUUACAGGAGCUACUUAAAAUCGGGAGAAGUGAGAUUCAUGUACUAUCCGACUGUGAACAACUUGUGAAGAUUAUCCACACAGAUACGGAAUGGCCAGCAUUGGCGCCAGAGCUAGACGAAAUCAAAGCACUGUCAAAUGAAUUCUUGAAGUUCUCUAUAGCUGCUAUUCCAAGAUCUCUAAACACGCAAGCGGACUCCCUCGCCAAAAGUGGCCGAUCACGCAAGCUAAGCCCUCUCGUCAGUGUCUCUGCACCCACAUGGCUAGUCUCUGGAGCUAGUCUAACGGUAGCAGAGUAGUUGUAGUUUUUUCUUUAAUCGAUGUCAAAAAAAAAAAAAAAAAAAUCAUGGGUUAGUUUUGUGUUUGACUUUUCGUUUUGGUAUAUAUAUAUCUUUUUAUGUAUAAUUGGACAAAAUAUCACUAAAAUAUAAUUUGUGAUAUUUUGGGAUCAUAAAUUUAUAUAGUAUCUGUUAAAAUUUAUUAUUUUAUUGUUUUAUCUAAUUGCAUGGUAUGUUGAAACAGUAGAAUUAUUAAACCAAAAGAUGUAUUAUAAUGUCUUAACAUUCUUAUUACACAACCACUGGAAAAAAAAAGUAACUGUUGCUACUACUAGAAUACUAGAAACGUUUGUGUAUGUACCAACUAGAAGUUGACACCAUCAAAUCAAAGAAUUAAAGGCUGACAAAAAAAAAUCAAAGAAUAUUUUAAUGGUGUGGAGUGAGAGAAGG
Messenger RNA from Brassica rapa (field mustard), 4127 nucleotides. RefSeq lists its product as uncharacterized. NCBI's taxonomy places the organism in Eukaryota, Viridiplantae, Streptophyta, Magnoliopsida, Brassicales, Brassicaceae. The record is from RefSeq and is a predicted model, not a curated record. Gene Ontology annotation, molecular function: nucleic acid binding; RNA-DNA hybrid ribonuclease activity.